Capra hircus (goat) is the source of this 4831-nucleotide messenger RNA. RefSeq names its product F-box and leucine rich repeat protein 17 (gene FBXL17). NCBI's taxonomy places the organism in Eukaryota, Metazoa, Chordata, Mammalia, Artiodactyla, Bovidae. The record is from RefSeq and is a predicted model, not a curated record. Gene Ontology annotation, molecular function: protein binding. Gene Ontology annotation, cellular component: SCF ubiquitin ligase complex. The transcript is spliced from 9 exons. The coding region runs from base 294 to 2312 and encodes 672 amino acids. Gene Ontology annotation, biological process: SCF-dependent proteasomal ubiquitin-dependent protein catabolic process.
CCGCCGUUAAAGUGGUCUGAGGCGCGCCCCGCGCUUCCCCCGCCGCCGCCCUGACCAACUGAGGCGGCGGCCCAGGCUGCGAGCAGCCGCGCGGUCAGCAGGCUCGCCGGCCUCCGUCGCGUCCCAAGAGCUCGCGCCCCGCCGUGGUCCCCCGGCGUCCCGGGGCAGAGCAUGUAGCCCCCCCAGCGCCGCGUGUGUGCCCGUGUGUGUGUGUGUGCCCGCGUGUGCCCGCGGGCCCGAGGCCGACCCCCGCGCGGCCUGCCCUGACCCGGCCCCUGCGCGGGGCCUCCCCUAUGGGCCUCCUGCUCUCGAAGGAGCCGCGCCGCCGCCCGCGCCAGAAGCGGCCCCGCUGCGGCAGCUGGUGGCGCCGCCGCCGCCGGCCUCUCCUCAGGUGGCCCCGCGGGGCCCCGGCCAAGGCGGCGGCGGCGCCCCGGGGCCGGGACUGCCUCUUCCGCGGGCCCUGCAUGCUCUGCCUCGUCGUGCACGGCCCCGGCGCGCCCGCCCCCGCCGGCCCGGAGGAGGAGCCGCCGCUGUCGUCGCCGCGGCCGCUCGGGGCCUACGGCGCGGCCGCCUCCUCACAGCCCCCGGCGCGGCGCCGCGCGGGCCUGGCCGCUGAGGACGCCGCGCGCCGCCUUCUGCUCUCGGCCGCCGCCGCCGUCGCCGCGCCGCCCGCCCCCGGCCGAGGGGAGCUGGGGCCGGCCGCCGCCGCCGCCCGGGAGCGGCCGGCCCGGAGCCUCCUGUGGGCCCGCGCGGGGCCCGUGCGUCCGCCCGCGCCGCCCGCCGCCUCGCGGCUCUUCCGGGCGCCGCCGGCCGAGCCCCCCGCGCCCCCCGAGAUGGUGUGCAAGCGGAAGGGGGCCGGGGUCCCCGCCUGCACCCCCUGUAAGCAGCCCCGCUGCGGCGGGGGCGCCUGCGGCGGAGGCGGCGGCGGCGGCGGGCCUGCGGGCGGCGGCCCCGAGCAGCACCCCCCGCCGCCGCUCCGCGCCCCGCGCUCCCCCGCCGCUCCGGGAGGGGCCCCCGCGGAGGCCGGCGGGGACGCGGUCCGAGCGGGGGGCGCCGCCCCCUCGGUCGCUCGGCAGCCGCAGCACGAGUGCGGCGACGCCGACUGUCCGGAGGGCCCCGAUCCGCCGUGCGACUGCCACAGGGAGCCGCCCCCCGACGCCCCGGACAUCAACCAGCUGCCGCCCUCCAUCCUGCUUAAGAUAUUUUCCAAUUUAUCUCUGGAUGAACGUUGCCUUUCUGCAUCAUUGGUUUGCAAGUACUGGCGUGACCUUUGUUUAGAUUUCCAGUUUUGGAAGCAGCUGGAUCUUAGUAGUCGUCAGCAGGUCACUGAUGAAUUAUUGGAAAAAAUUGCAUCAAGAAGUCAAAAUAUAAUUGAAAUCAACAUUUCUGAUUGUCGCAGUAUGUCUGAUACUGGCGUAUGUGUUCUAGCAUUUAAAUGUCCUGGACUUCUUAGGUAUACAGCUUACAGGUGUAAACAGCUUUCUGACACCUCUAUUAUUGCAGUUGCCUCUCACUGUCCUUUACUUCAGAAAGUUCAUGUAGGCAACCAGGACAAACUGACUGAUGAAGGACUCAAACAGCUGGGGUCGAAAUGCAGAGAACUGAAAGACAUUCAUUUCGGCCAGUGUUACAAGAUCUCAGAUGAAGGCAUGAUCGUCAUAGCUAAGGGCUGUCUGAAAUUACAGAGAAUAUACAUGCAGGAAAACAAACUAGUGACGGACCAGUCGGUGAAGGCGUUCGCUGAGCACUGUCCUGAGCUACAGUGCGUGGGCUUCAUGGGUUGUUCGGUUACUUCUAAAGGAGUCAUUCAUCUAACCAAGCUAAGAAACCUUUCCAGCUUGGACCUACGUCAUAUCACUGAACUGGAUAAUGAAACCGUGAUGGAAAUUGUCAAGAGGUGCAAAAAUCUUAGCUCUCUCAAUCUCUGCCUGAACUGGAUUAUAAAUGACAGGUGUGUGGAGGUUAUCGCCAAGGAAGGACAAAACCUGAAAGAGCUGUAUUUGGUGUCCUGUAAAAUCACAGAUUACGCUCUGAUAGCCAUCGGGCGAUACAGCAUGACAAUAGAGACCGUGGACGUCGGCUGGUGUAAAGAAAUCACGGACCAAGGGGCCACCCUGAUUGCACAGAGCAGCAAGUCUUUAAGAUACUUGGGGCUGAUGAGAUGCGAUAAAGUCAACGAGGUGACGGUGGAGCAGCUGGUGCAGCAGUACCCGCACAUCACCUUCAGCACCGUCCUGCAGGACUGCAAGAGGACGCUGGAGAGGGCCUACCAGCUGGGCUGGACGCCCGGCGUGUCUGCCGCCUCCUCCUAGGGUGCGGAGCUGGGGCGGGUGGCCCCGGCCGAGGCGCGACUGUGCUGUGUCCCCGCGUGUGCCCCCGUGUGUGUCCGUGUCUCGUUUGCAUACUGCAUAGCGUCCACGCAGUUGCUAUUUGUUCCCAGGUGAGCUGGUCUUUUUUGUCUUAGAAAUGAAAGAUUUUGACAGGCACAGACCUUUAGUUUUUAAGUUCAAAGGUUUAUUUCUCUAAUUUUUUUUUUUUUACUGUGGAAUCAAAAAAAAAUAAAGGAUCCAUUAUUUUGAGCUUCUAAUUUCUGCCAGUGGAGAUGCCCCCAAGUGAAGGCAAGUGCCUUCUUUUUCGAUGAGAGGGGAUUGUGCAGCUCUGCGGAUGGUCACCAGAAGGGAGAGACGUGGCCCUAGUUGGAAGCCUGAGAACUACUGCUUUUCAGGAUUCCAAGCACAUCCACGGGUGUCGGUUCUCAUCCUGUCUCACACGUGUGCGCGCACACACACGCACGCACGCACUUUCUCCCUAGGCCUUUCUCCAGGCCCCGCCCUCCCCUGCCACUCCCCCUAGCGCCCCGCCCCCACGGGGCUCCCCACCUGCCGUCCAGGGGGCAGCUCAGGGACUAGAGAGAGCAGGGCCUUCUGUGAAGUUUCCGUGUGGAGUCGGCGAUCUGAACCCCGCUGGCCAGCUCAUGAAAGUUAAUUAUUCACUAUUCUGCCAAAUUCUCUGGAGUACUACGUAUUUGAGUUUUACGUUAACGUUUUAUUAGCUUUUAUUUCACGGAUAGUAACUGGUCUGGAUAUAUUUUAAUGAUAUUUGGAGCUAAUCUUAGCAUUAUCCACAUUAAAGUCACCAAUGUAAUUAACAGUGUGCAGUUACUAAAAAAAAACUCUACAGAUCAUUUAAUUAUUUUUGUUAAUUUGGUCAUUAUGAAAGUAUAUUUCUGAGAUUCGGGGCUAGUCACAUUAACAGAAGAUUAAUGAAUGAGCUAAAAGUAGACAAUCUUUCUAUUGAUUUUUCUUUUUGCUUUGCUUUGGGCUUUAGAACAGGUUUUUUUGGAGAUGUGCAUGUUAUAUUUUCACUAGUCCUUAUGCAAAGAUCUAUUGCUGGUUAAUGUAUGAGUUUAGAAGAAAAGUUAGAAAAUCUUUUCAUUAAGAUUCUGUUUACACUUGUCAGAAAUAAGCAUUUUUUUUUGUUUAGUUAAAGAUCUCCAGCUUUCAGUUUAGGCAAUACCUAUUAGUAAAUGAAUAUACGUUUUGAUUUCACACAUCUUUACAAUUAAUUCAUAGUAGGGACUCAGGCUCAUAAUAACCUUUCCUAAGUCUUGAUUUAUAAUCAAGACAGCAGGGAGCCUUUUUAAGCUAAAGCGUGAUUAUCUUUCACAGUAGUUAGAUAUACAAAACCCUGACUUGUGAGUUUGCUAUUUAUUCUUUCUCAAUGUGGACAUAACUGGUUUUUUUUUUUUUUUUUUUUUUUGGUCUUUAACAGAUAUACUCAGAUUUGAAUUUCACUUUAUAGAAGUCCCAGUGUUGCUAAAAUGAUACUAGCUGUAAGAAGUGAAAAAUAGCUUUACAUUCAAGUACCAUUCUCUUAUUUAUAAUAACUCUUUUUAUGUAAACAACUGUUUCCUUUGAUCAUGUCAACAUGUUUCUGAUGUGGCAUGUUUUUGCUUUUAAUUCCAGUCAGUUUGGAAAAUCUAGUCGCUAAACACCAAAAGUAUUUUUUCCAUCACUAAAUGGGUUACUAAUUUAAUUUGAAGGGAAUAAAAUUUAUGUAAGAAAAAAAGCUGUUUGCUAUUAAUAAAUUGUAAUUCUUCUUACACAUCCAACGGUAUCGUCUUCAUAUUCAUUUCCCCACCACUGAAAAAUAUCUUGUCACAAUAUUUUAACUGGUUUUUAAAUCCAAAACUAACUUAUAAGAUGACAUGUAUAGUAAUAGCUUGAGUGAAUAAGCAAAGUUUAAUUUUUAUAUAUGUCACACUAUAUUUUAAAUAGUUAAAAAGAAGAGGAGAGAGCCAGCAAUGAUAUAGAUGGUGCCAUUUCCGUUCAAAGUUGUAAUAAUCUUGGGAGCGUUACAGUUUGGUUGUCCAAUGGUUUCAGAAGUGUAUAACUGAUUUCUUUUUAAUGUUGCGUUGUUUGAAUCUGAAGCACAGCACUAUAACAUGCGUUAGCCUGGGGGGUGGGGGUGGGGUGGGCGACUUGCCCUUAUUCUUUAAGGUGUCGACUAAUCCAGAAAGCCGGACGCAUCAUAACCUGGAAAACUGCUUUGGUGUAUUUGUAGGGAUCUGUAGAAAUACCAUAUCCAGCCUCAAAGCACUAAUCAAAAACAACUGAGAAAACAUCACCUUGAAUGAUCCUGUGAUGGUUGUUGAAUGUGUUCUCAUUAGAUACUUUGAAACAAGGCUUAAAAUGAUUUUUUUCCUGGGCAAUCUAAAGUUUCUUUUUUUGCUUAGAAUGUCAUAAAUAUAUGUGAACAUGUUUAACGCAGGGCUUUUUAUCCUCUCCAAAAUGUCAACAGUAUUUUCAGAAUAAAGUCUAUAUGAAAUAUA